UUGCGAUGAUUUAAAGAUUCGAUUUUUCCUAAUACUCGAGCGGCUUUUUUAUCUCUGUAUCUAUUCGCCGCCGAUUGGAAGCUCAUAAAAAAGCUAGCUUUGUCUUUUUUUCUUCCUUCUUUCUCGGAAACCGAUUCCAAAGGGUAAGCUUAAUCCCCUCCCUUGCAGGCAUGAAUUCCGUCUUGGUUGGAGCUACAUAUGCUUUCCUCGGACUCCUUUUGUUACUGCUAACUAUUGCGUGCUUCGCUGGAUUUGCAUACGCGUUUUGGCUCCUCUAUGAUAUUAUAGCUUAUUUGGGCAGAAAAAUAUAUGCGAGAUGUGUUUACAACUUCGUAGUUAAGAGAUGGCCGAGCAUCCGCUACGACGAAGAAGAAUCAGGGAAGCAAUGCGGCAAAGCUUCCUCAUGCGCUAUCUGUUUGGAGAAAUUCAAUGAUGGAGAACUGUGUAGACAAUUGCCUGCCUGCAGCCACUUGUUUCAUAUCCACUGUGUUGAUCUGUGGCUGAAGGAGAAGCUUACAUGUCCGAUUUGUAGGACUGCUAUCACUAAUAAGGCCCAGGUGAAUGAUGAGAUUGUCUGACUUUGGUUUUUUUAUUUUUUCAAUCUUUCGAUUGAUUGAUAGGGUAUUUUGAAUUUUGUUGUCGUAUAUUGAUUGAGUGGAGAAGAAGAUUGAUUGGUGUUUUAUACUGGUUUUUGUGAGGUCUUUCAGGCCUUCUAAUUUCAUUACCAAGUAUUAUUAGGUAUUUUAGUGAUGUAUAGGAUAUUCCAAUUUUGUUGGGAUUUAUAAAGUGAAGAAGAUGGAUCAUUUUUUCUCAUGGAGGUUAUGUUGUGAUGUGCUUGAUCUUCAGGCCACUCAACACCAUCCUGUAG
Messenger RNA from Dendrobium catenatum, 868 nucleotides. RefSeq names its product RING-H2 finger protein ATL32. The record is from RefSeq and is a predicted model, not a curated record. Bases 171 to 578 code for a protein of 135 amino acids. The transcript has a single exon. NCBI's taxonomy places the organism in Eukaryota, Viridiplantae, Streptophyta, Magnoliopsida, Asparagales, Orchidaceae.